Messenger RNA from Spodoptera litura, 3711 nucleotides. RefSeq lists its product as uncharacterized. Gene Ontology annotation, cellular component: nucleus. Gene Ontology annotation, biological process: protein phosphorylation; intracellular signal transduction; positive regulation of apoptotic process. Gene Ontology annotation, molecular function: protein serine/threonine kinase activity; ATP binding. The record is from RefSeq and is a predicted model, not a curated record. NCBI's taxonomy places the organism in Eukaryota, Metazoa, Arthropoda, Insecta, Lepidoptera, Noctuidae.
GAUCAGGCGUCCGCGGCGAGCGCACGUCACGUAACUGCGGUUCAUAUUGUAAAACUUUUUACACUUAAUUUUGUUUUGAACUUAGUGUAGAGUGAGUAAAGUAUAUAGAUAUUGUGUUUUAUAACCGGUGCAAGUGGUUCGUGUGCGUUUUUAAUUCAAAAAACGAAAAUCUAUUUGGAUGUUUUUGAUUGUAAUGUGAAAUUGUUUUUCGGAGAUCAUCAGAAAUGAUCCAUGUGGACGAAACGGAUCCGGUGGGAGAAAUCGAACCACCUUUUCCCUGUCGAGAUGUCAGCAUUAAAAGGAGUACAGAUGUCAAUGAAUUUUACGAAAUGCUGUCCGAGAUCGGCAGGGGAAAAUUCGGAACAGUAUACCUCUGUCGCGAGAGAAGCACAGGAUUGGAACUUGCUGCAAAACUUGUGUCCGUCAGCAGAAGAGAUGAGAGACGGAACGUGGAACGUGAAGUGGACGUGAUGAGGAGACUGCGACACCCGAGGCUCAUACAGCUUUAUGAUGCUUACGAAUGGGGGAAAUACAUGUGUGUGGUCCUCGAACUCAUAACAGGCGGUGAGUUGUUUGAGCGUGUCAUUGAUGAGGACUUCGUGCUGACAGAGCGAGCAUGCACCGUGUUCAUGCGACAGAUAUGUGAAGGCAUCGAGUUCGUGCAUCGGCAGAAUAUCCUGCAUCUGGAUAUGAAGCCAGAAAACAUCCUCUGCCUAACAAAGCAGGGCAACCGCAUCAAGAUCAUAGACUUCGGUCUAGCCAGGUUCUACGACCCGGAGAAGAAACUCCAAGUACUGUUUGGCACGCCUGAGUUUGUGGCACCAGAGGUUGUGAACUUCGAUCAGAUUGGCUAUGGAACCGAUAUGUGGUCGGUUGGAGUCAUCUGUUAUGUUCUCCUAUCAGGUCUUUCACCGUUCAUGGGCGAGACAGACAUAGAGACAAUGGCUAACGUCACCGUCGCUAAAUACGAUUUCGACGAUGAAGCUUUCAACGAGAUCUCGGAAGACGCCAAGGACUUCAUCCAGAAGUUGCUCGUCAAGGACAAAGAGUCGCGGCCCAGCGCCACCGAGUGCCUCCGGCACGCGUGGCUGCAGCGCCGCGCGCCGCCCCCGCACGCCGCGCACAACGGACAGCUCCCCACACCGCACCCCGCACCGCGCACUCCCGUGCCUGAACCUAAGAACGCUCUCGACGUCGCCAAGGACAACCUGCGACUCUUCGUAGAGCGAUGGAGUGAACACCCUAACUCACCAUACGUAUUCGAUAACCAAGCGCAUGAAAUCACAAGCCUAGCAAACGGAAACUGUGAGAGAUCCUCUAUAGGAGGAUGCUCGCCUUCUCCUAGAAGUUCCCUGAGCAGCUCCCCUGAUGUAGUGUUUGAUGAAGACGACUUGGAACCACCACCGCUAAGAGAACACAAUUUCUUAUCUGCACCCAAAUACAAUCCCGUAGAAAGGCGAGCCUCUGACAGCACUUGCUUCCUGCACAAAAAACAGGACGUACUCGUUAGGAAAAACUUAGCAGAAGAAAUAAAGAAACUGUCUGACCACUUGUAUAUGUUGUCAACAAUGAACACUGAUCUCGCAAACAACAACAGUAUGAAGGAACUAGACAAAAACAUCACAGAAACAAAGUCAGUCAAAGAGGAGAAACUACCAAAUGGUUUUAAGAAAGAAACAAGGUAUACGAAGACUGUAACGAAUGGCGACGCGUCAGGUAAGGAAAAGAAACUAUUCACUUCAAAGUCAACCACAAAAAUAUCAUCGACAUUUUUAACGGAGAGGGAACCAGAGAAACCAAUGACGAGUAAAAUGCCCUGGGUGAAAACAAGUAGACCGAAACGAGUGACAAACCUGAGUAGAGACGUGCCGGACCAACCAGUAGACGUGCGGAACAGUUUCUUCCAGGAGUUCGACAGGAGACGAGAGAAGAUAGACAAAUUAGUGAAUGGUUCAGAUAACGGUCGACAAAUGCCUUACAGAAGAGGAGAUGAGAACAAUGCGCAUCGGACGAAAGACCUUCUUUUACAUCUUUUGGAAAAAUGGGGAGAGUCUGAGGAGGUGGAGGCAGAGAGGUCAGCUGGGGGCACUUCAAACGGAGGCAGACAUCAGUCAAUAUCCCUUGAGUGGUCUCCCUCUAACCAGUUGGGUCAAACCUCAAUGUCAAGCCUUCACGCAUUCUUUCAAAGACAGACUUCAGAUGAGAAGACGCAAAGGAAGAAAGUGACGACUAAUGUAGCGAAAUGAUUGAAGUUGUGAGACUAAAGUGCCAUGACACUAUGUUACCAAAGUACGGUAUGAGAUUAGUUUAUUUUCUUAUAAUAUAAGCCUAGCGCAUAUACAUGAACCUUGUUCUUACACAAACAUAUUUAGGGUCCUUAAACCAGUUUCAUCAGCCAAUGAGGGUAACCCGCUACCGGAACCACUAGUGAAACAUAAGAUCUUGUCCAAUGGACUAUUUGCAGCUGUCCAGCCAUUGGUCCGUAAACUUUUGGCAGCUACAAUGAUUGGAGGAAUAUUACCAUAGGCUUCGUUAACGCCACGUUAUUCCUCAUUGUAUUUGAAAGUAAAUGAAUGAAAGUAAGACGGUUAGUAAGUGCCUAUUGUGAUUGAAUGACGAAGUAAGUAUACGCUCUUAAACAUAACUUAUGUACGUAAAUAUCAUACGUACAAAAUAAGACUAGUCGUUGAAAAAAUCUUAUCGUGGCAGCUUUUCAUAGAUAGGAUGAAUGUUAUGAUGUUUGCAUACUGGCUUUUAAAAAUGUUAACUUUUCUUUUUUUUUUCUUCAGAUGAUUUGAUUUUCGAACGUUUUUACUAAUAUUUGUCAACAUUUUUAAAAGGCAGUGUGAUAGCACCCUUAGUCAUAAACUGAAAAAUCAAAUUGCUAGUCUAAGACCAAUUUUUGAAGUCAAAAUUAUUUAACCGGUCAUUUGAGUGAUUAAUUCAUAAUAAUAUCCAAUAUAUUUUUAUUCUGAAGAUUGUGAGCAUAGAGAAAAAGUAAUAUCACCCAAAAAAAACUUCAGAAAUAACGUCUAUUUUACUUUAUGGUUUUUAAAGGGUACAAAGUACUAAGAAAAUUCGUUUAUAUGUAUGCGCUAAGUCUUAAAAAGGCGAUUUUAAAUUAAAAUGACAAAUAAUAAAAAGGGAAACUAUCUAGUCUUCGAAAUUUUGUAAUUAAAUACAGAUUUUUAGACUCAAGACUGAGAGCGAAUUACGUCGAGAUACUUACUGAACACGUUUUGGUAAUUUAAAACUUUUUUAAUCUGUAAAUAAGACAUUUUUUUUAAAGUAGGUGGUAAUAAUAUACUUAAAUUAUGAUUGUUCCUUACUCUGUACUUAUGUAUAACUUAAUUAUAAUUUAUUGUUAUUACGAUACGUAUGUUGUUAAAUAUAAGGCUUUAUUAAAAGUUUUGAUGUUUUAUUUAUGGUCUAAAGGCGAGGCGAGCUGAAUGUAAGCAUUUCCAUCUGAGCGAUUUGGGCCGAACCAAGUCCUAUGUGGUUGUCUCAACUUGGCUAUACAAAAUUAUAGUUAUGCACUGCGGUAGAAAUGAACCCUUAAAAAAUACCACAAUCCAGUAAGAAAGUCUGCAUUCCAAGUCCAUGGGUAACGUUAAAAACAACAUUUUUGACUAGAUGCUAGUGCAGCUAAAAUUCCCUGCAUUUGCAGAUUCCAAGGGACGCCCUCGAAACUUGUCAAGUAUUCCUGUAAGA